Messenger RNA from Episyrphus balteatus (marmalade hoverfly), 1837 nucleotides. RefSeq names its product WD repeat-containing protein 43. The transcript has 9 exons. Bases 46 to 1806 code for a protein of 586 amino acids. Gene Ontology annotation, molecular function: protein binding. Gene Ontology annotation, cellular component: nucleolus. NCBI's taxonomy places the organism in Eukaryota, Metazoa, Arthropoda, Insecta, Diptera, Syrphidae. The record is from RefSeq and is a predicted model, not a curated record. Gene Ontology annotation, biological process: maturation of SSU-rRNA from tricistronic rRNA transcript (SSU-rRNA, 5.8S rRNA, LSU-rRNA).
UUCUUUUUUCUUUCAUUUCACACAAACCAACCACACAAAAAAGUUAUGGCGCUCUUGAAACAGCACGUGUCGGAAUUUUCUCCGGACGGAAAACUCCUUGCCGUUGUAAAUGAUCAAGGAAUUCUCAAAAUAUGGGAUACAGAAACAAAUGAGUUAAAACAAGAGUUUACACCAAAUUUGCAUUUAUCUAGCAAAUGUAGUGCAUUAUCAUGGGUACCAAUUUCUUCCCAAAAACAGUCAAAAAAUGACCGAAAAUCUUUGGAAAGGAAUACUUCACUUUAUAUUGCAUUGGCUUCAAGCACAGGAGGAGUGUCAUUGUAUUCAUAUGCUCUAGGAAAGAUUGAACGCGAUUUAAAUGGCGAAGGUCAUUCUGGUAAAAUCACAUCAAUGUUUUACGAUGGCAAAGAAACUUUAUACACCUCUGGCGAAGAUUGUCAAGUAAUUUCAUGGAAUCUGCGACAUGAGAAACAAAAGAGUUCAUUUUCCAUUGGCAAUGAAAGGCCCCAUGCCAUAGCACAUCUUCCAAAUUCAAAUAAUAUAAUUGUUGGAGCAAGACAGUUGAUGGUUUAUUCCUUGGAGACUCAAGAAUUGGUUCAGACUUUUACUGGGCAUACCUCUGAAGUAACAAUUUUGACUUCAUUUUCUAUUGAAGAUACGGAAUAUGCUGUGUCGGCUUCGAAAAUGGAACGAAUUAUAUGCUUGUGGAAGAUUGGGAAAAAGGGUAAAAAUAAAGCAUCGACUUGUACUCUGCUGAUGGAAGAUAUUGCCCAUACCUUAAGUUGUCAGUUGGAUGAUGAGGGUAAUUUGAAAUUGGCCAGCGUUACAAGGAGUGGAGUGAUUCAUGUUUACUUAAUUCCAUUGGAUAACAUUAAAUCAGAAAAACCCAUGAAGCCUAAAGUGACGAUCGAAAUUGCAUCAGACAGUGCCUCUGUCAUUCAGCCAAUCCCUGCUAUUGCUGCUUCCCUGGAACAUGCUAUGAAAGGACAAAUUCUAUUUUGCUAUGGCGACAGGCAGUUUUUGACCUUCGAACAAAUUGUUCCCAAUUAUAGUGAGAAAUUACAAGUGCUCGUAAGAACUGAUCCAAAAACGAAUUUUUCAAAGAAAAAAUCUUUACAAACCCACGAUUAUGGUAGUUCCUUGAAAACAAUCACUCCGAAAAUUGAUCGACAUGUGGACUAUAAUACGGGAGGAAUGGUUUCUAGGAAAAAACUUAAACCAGUCGAAAUGCCUUUCGAGUCGAGACUUCAAAAUUUGAAUUUAAAUGUUGGUGAGAAACCUGAAGCACAGAGUAAAGUACAACUGCUUAUACAAGCAUUGCAUAGUAAGGAUGCAAGUAUGCUGGCAAUGGUCCUUCAAACAAAGGAUACAAAAGUAAUUGAAAUGACAUUACAAAGACUACCUGUACAAUAUGUGGGAAGUCUUGUAAAUGAGUUGACUCUUAUGAUGCAGUCAAAGCGAAUACAAGUGGAAUCAUCAGCAAGAUGGUUAAAAAUUUUAACACAAACACAUUCAAGUCAGUUAAUGGCUUUGGGUACUGAUGAUUUGUUGAACAAAUUUGGACCGUGUAUUGGAAUGAUUGAGUAUAGAUCAAAUUGUUUAAUGGAACUUUCAAAGUUGAAUGGACGAUUGCAAUUACUUGUUAGCCAAAUAAAACGCAACAAAGAAGAAGACAAUUUAAAUAAUGAUAAUGCAUUACUGUAUGCCGAUUCAGAUACCUCAAACUCGGAUAUGGAAGAAGGAAUGGUAGGAAAAAGUGAAUCAGAUGGUGAAUGGGAGGAAGAUGACGAUGAAGAAAUGGAAAGUUAAAAUGUAUUUUACUUACUAAAAAAAAAAAAGA